Bradysia coprophila is the source of this 740-nucleotide messenger RNA. Its product is annotated as lysozyme c-1. The record is from RefSeq and is a predicted model, not a curated record. Lineage: Eukaryota; Metazoa; Arthropoda; Insecta; Diptera; Sciaridae. Gene Ontology annotation, molecular function: lysozyme activity.
AUGUUACACUGUCAGUCUGCGAUUCGUUUUAGUGCUUGAACGAUCGUUUUUAUUAGCUUGUUUAUUUAGUCAAACCAUAAAAUGUUUCGAUUAGUCGCAAUUUUAAUUUUACUCUGUUCAACUAUAACAAACGCGAAAAUCUUAGAUCGAUGUGAACUGGCGAAACUGUUAAAGAAUGCAGAUAUAACGGGAGACAAUUUAUACAAAUGGGUUUGCAUUGGACAGCAAGUGGGAUUAGACACGGCCAGAAAUUAUUUGAGUCCAGGCGGUGUCGGAUCAUAUGGAAUUUUCCAGAUAAGUGAUGAAUACUGGUGCGAUGCGAAAGGUUCUGGAAAAAUGUGCGAAAUAUCAUGUAGAAAAUUGAUGGACGACGACAUUCGAGAUGAUAUUAUGUGCGCGUUAAAGAUUUACAACGAACAUAAGCAACGAACGGGAGAUGGAUUUAGUGCGUGGAUUCCCUGGAUGCCAGAAUGUAAGAAUGCGGAUGUGAACUAUUUGCGCGAAUGUUAUUUGGGCAACAGUGAUAUAUUAAGUAUUGAUGUGCGAUUCGGUGAUGACGACGACAAUCGAUCUACUACUAAAAAUAAUGAAAUUGUCUCGACUACCAAAAGUAAACCAGCAGAUAACGAUGACAUUGUUUUUUUCAAUUAAUGUGCUGUUCGGAAUGUUCAUAGCUGUUGAAAGUUGAUUGUGUGAUUGUGUAGAGACAAGUUGUAAAUAAAUAAUUUUUGAAAAAUUUA